Messenger RNA from Branchiostoma belcheri (Belcher's lancelet), 493 nucleotides. Its product is annotated as centromere protein S-like. Gene Ontology annotation, biological process: resolution of meiotic recombination intermediates; replication fork processing. The record is from RefSeq and is a predicted model, not a curated record. Gene Ontology annotation, cellular component: Fanconi anaemia nuclear complex; FANCM-MHF complex. NCBI's taxonomy places the organism in Eukaryota, Metazoa, Chordata, Leptocardii, Amphioxiformes, Branchiostomatidae. Gene Ontology annotation, molecular function: chromatin binding; protein heterodimerization activity. The coding region runs from base 40 to 453 and encodes 137 amino acids. The transcript has 5 exons.
ACUCGCUACAGAACGAUCGAAAUUGGCGGGAAAUCCAAAAUGGCGGAAAAUGGCCCGUUUGGAGCAGAAGAUUACGAACAAGUCGCCUACACACAGCGGCUGAAGGCUGCAGUGCACCACACAGUGGGACAGAUGUGUGAUAACAUCAGUGAGGAAAGUGGAGUGACCUUCUCUCGCCAGGUCAUAGCAGCCAUGUCGGAGGCAACCAUGAAGAAAUGUGGAGAAUUUGCAGUGGACCUGGAGCUUUUUGCCAGGCAUGGGAAGAGAACUGUGGUGAAUGCAGAUGAUGUGAAGUUGGUGGCCAGAAGAAACAAAGCUUUGGAAAGGCACAUCUCACUGAUGGCAGACAGUCUGGUCUCAGAGAAGGAGAAGAAAAAAUCCAAGAAGGCCAAGAAGGUGACGGCACCUUCUAACACCAGUGAUGCGGAGAACGACGACUCUAACAUGGGAUGACACUAUUUAUGCCAAUCCUUGGCUCCUGUCUUAAGUUGAA